UCUUCUUUCCUUCUCUCUCAACUUCAAUACCUUCUUCUUCUUCUUCUUCUUCUUCUUCUUCUUCUUCUUCAUAAACCCUUACGUUUCUCGAGAAAAGCCUGCUCAAGAUUUCCUCGAAAUCAAUGUGCGAUUCUGUUGCAUCUCUGUCAAUUGUCUUCUCUUGAUUCUGUUUUUUCAGAUUCCAACUUUUGUACACUCAUUUCUCUAAAAUUUCUCUCGACUUCAAGUUAAUUUCCGGCGAUGUUACGGGAAUCAGACGGCGAGAUGAGCUUAGAGACGACGAACUCGCCGAUAAGCAGCGGAACAGAGAGUUGCAGCAGCUUCAGCCGGUUAUCUUUCGAUACUCCGCCGUCAACCACCGCGAUUAUCCCUGAAGAAGAAAGUUUCCUCUCUCUUAAACCUCACCGAUCUUCCGACUUCGCUUACUCAGAGAUCCGACGGCGACGAAAACACGGCCUAACCUUCCGAGAUUUUCGCCUCAUGCGUCGAAUCGGCGCCGGAGACAUCGGUACAGUAUACUUAUGCCGUCUCGCCGGUGGAGACGAAGAAGAGAGCCGGAGCUCGUAUUUCGCGAUGAAAGUUGUGGAUAAAGAAGCGCUUGCGAUGAAGAAGAAGAUGCACAGAGCUGAGAUGGAGAAGACGAUCUUGAAGAUGCUUGACCAUCCUUUUUUGCCGACUCUUUACGCCGAGUUUGAAGCCUCACAUUUUUCUUGCAUCGUCAUGGAGUAUUGCUCCGGUGGAGAUUUGCACUCUCUCCGUCACAAACAGCCUCACCGCAGAUUUUCCCUUUCCUCCGCUAGAUUUUACGCGGCUGAAGUUUUGGUUGCGUUAGAAUAUCUACACAUGUUGGGAAUAAUCUACAGAGAUCUGAAGCCUGAAAAUAUCUUAGUUAGAUCGGACGGUCACAUUAUGCUCUCUGAUUUUGACCUCUCCUUAUGCUCCGACUCAAUCGCAGCCGUUGAAUCUUCCUCAUCGUCGCCGGAAAUCCAACCCCGUUCUUCCCCGCGUCGGCUCACUCGACUCGCUAGGCUUUUCCACCGCGUUUUGCGGUCCAAAAAGGUCCAGACGCUCGAACCGAACCGUCUCUUUGUUGCUGAACCGGUUACCGCUCGGUCCGGUUCUUUCGUCGGUACGCAUGAGUACGUGGCACCAGAAGUCGCCUCAGGUGGGUCCCAUGGAAAUGCUGUUGACUGGUGGGCCUUUGGAGUGUUCCUCUACGAGAUGAUAUACGGCCGGACUCCGUUCGCCGCGCCGACCAAUGACGUCAUCCUCCGUAACAUCGUGAAGAGAUCUUUGAGUUUUCCGACGGAUUUGCCGGCGACGAUGUUGGAGCUUCACGCACGGAGUUUGAUUUCGGGUUUGCUUCACAAAGAUCCGACCAAACGGCUUGGGUCACGGCGAGGCGCGGCGGAGGUUAAGGUGCAACCGUUUUUCAAAGGUUUGAAUUUUGCACUGAUUCGCACGUUGACGCCGCCGGAGAUUCCGUCGGAAGCCAGGAGGCCGAAGAAGUCGGCGACGUUCGGUGGUAAAAGUAGUAAAUCAGCGGCGUUCGAUUACUUUUGAAAAAAAAUUGACGAUCGAGAUUAGCGCCACGUGUUUAGUCGGUUUUCAGGUCGGUGCCAGAUUUUUGGUGACUGCCUUGUGACGAUAGCUGUUUUAGCUGUGUAUAUAUUCCCUCGAAGCUGUCUUUAGUUUUUAAAAAAUGGUUUGUUUAUCUGACUAAAUAUAUUAAAAAUUAGAUGACUUUUCACGC
Molecule: messenger RNA, 1753 nt
Organism: Eutrema salsugineum
Lineage: Eukaryota; Viridiplantae; Streptophyta; Magnoliopsida; Brassicales; Brassicaceae
Product: protein kinase PINOID
Exons: 2
Coding region: 241-1563 (440 amino acids)
Biological process (GO): protein phosphorylation
Cellular component (GO): cytoplasm; plasma membrane; nucleus
Molecular function (GO): protein serine/threonine kinase activity; ATP binding
Source: RefSeq, a predicted model, not a curated record